AUUGUCAAUUUAAGUUCCAAAGCAUAAUGUAUAUAUGUAUAAUCCUAAACAUAAUGCAUCAUCCUGAACCGCAUCAUGAAUGUGUCACACUUCUUUGAAUUAGAAUGACACAAAAAAGCGGGAUGGGGGGAUCAAUACUUUCCGAUUAGCUGUUCUAAAUAAAGUAAUCAAUAACCUGCGUGGAGAGGGAGGGUAUGGGAGCUUGACUGAUGUAAAAGAACAAAACCAAUGAACAGUUUUAAUCUCCCGCCUGGGUCCCGGGUAGGCCUGUUCUCUCGUUCAUACGUCUCAGUUUAGUGGUAAGCCUGACGAUGAGCCCAGUGGAGAUACCGCUUGGCCUGAAGGAGCUGCUGCAUGGAUACACUGCCGAGGUGCUGCGUCUCAAGCCAGCCGACCUGGUGGAGUUUGCUGUGGAACAUUUCACUCGCAUUCAGGAGGGCCAAAGGAAGGAGCCCAAUGCUAAGGAGGGCUCUGUUAGAACGUCACGAAGCAGGGUGAGUUUUAGGACUCAUUCAGAUGAAGGCCUGAAGGAUGAGAAGGAUAGCGUUGUCGAAUCGAGUACCAUCAAAUACAAACGCAGAGCAUCAGUGUGUGCGGAGGCUUAUGACCCAGAUGAAGAGGAUGAUGACUCGGACCCCAGAGUGGUGCACCCCAAGAGCGAUGUGCAGCGCCGUAGACUGCAGGACGCAUGCAGUGACAUCCUGCUGUUUAAGACCUUGGACCAGGAGCAGUUGUCCGAGGUGCUUGAUGCCAUGUUUGAGGUGCUGGUGAAAGCCCAGGAGCACAUCAUUGACCAAGGAGAGGACGGAGACAACUUUUAUGUCAUAGAGAGGGGUGUGUUUGAUAUCUACGUGCAGAAGGAUGGAGGGAGUGUGUGUGUUGGGAAGUACGACGGUAAGGGUAGUUUCGGUGAGCUGGCCCUCAUGUACAACACCCCUCGCGCGGCCACGAUCAUCGCGUCCCAGGACGCAGCCUUAUGGGGGCUGGAUCGUGCAACGUUUCACAGGCUCAUCGUGAAAAACAACGCAAAGAAGAGGCGCCUGUACGAGGCCUUCAUAGAGUGUGUUCCGCUGCUUACAUCGCUUGAGAUUUCUGAAAGAAUGAAGAUUGUGGAUAUACUGGGAGCAAGAGUGUUUCAUGAUGAAGAACGCAUCAUAACACAGGGGGAGUACGCCGACUGUUUCUAUAUCGUGGAGUCGGGCGAAGUGAAGAUCAUGAUCAAAAGCAGAACCACGGCUGGCCAGCUGGAUCAUGCGGAGGUGGAGCUUGCACGUUGCGUUCGAGGCCAGUACUUUGGGGAGUUGGCGCUGGUCACCAAUCAACCGCGCGCUGCGUCCGUCUAUGCCGUUGGAGUGACCAAAUGUUUGGUAAUAGAUAUCCAGGCUUUUGAGCGCUUGCUGGGCCCUUGUAAGGAAAUCAUGAAGAGGAACAUCAGCCAGUAUGAGGACCAACUGGUGGCACUGUUCGGCUCCAGUGUUGACCUGAAGCAGGAGCAAACCCCAAGUGUAAAAUGAGCCUGUGGUCAUUUAUAUAUUAUCCUGUACAUUUUUCAAUGUAUAAACGAGAAAAGGAAACUUACUGUACCAUCUUCCCGAUCUUCAUGUGUUUUCACAUGACUGUCUAUCCCAGAAUUGUGUAUCGUCUCCUUCCAUAGUUGUGCAUGCACUUGUACUAGUAUGGGAUUCAGUCCACUGCAGCACCAAUUAGCCAUAAAAAAAAUAAUGAUGCAAAUCUUUAAUACACACCUUCUAAAAGUGUCAAAUUUUAAUCUCGAAUUUUGUUAAAUUUCACUUUAUGUACAUUUUAUACAACAAGAUCCAGCACAAAACAUUCAUGAAAUAAAAGAUUGCAACUUAAUAUUCAAGUUUUCUGGAUCUUUUUUUUUUAUUUCGAGUUACAAAAUGUGAAGUGCCAUCAGCAAACUCCGGGAGUCUGCCAACCUUCUUUGUUACAAGUAUUUACACCCCAAAAAUCAACAAUAUCCCUCAACAAUUUCACACUUCCUGCAUGUCGACAAGGUGAAGGGUCCUGGCAUCAGGCUGUCCAAGAUCCACUUUGAAGCUUUAAAUAUUUAAAAUAUUUACAAUGUCCAGUACGCCAAAACUCCCAAAUCAAACUAGCUUGUUCGAUGCAAAGGCAGAUCCAAGAGCUUCGUCUGCUUCAGUAGUGUGAUGAGGAAACAGCAGAUCUGGUUCAAUGAAAAGGAGCGGUUUAAUGGACAUGGUCCUCUUCAAGAAAUCAUAGAUUAAGAAGUGAAUUCUUCCUCGUGUGAAAAAGGAAAGGCUGGACAAGGAAGUGUGCACAUAAUUACUGUACUUAAAAAAUACACCUUGAAAUGUCUAUUUAGCUAUCGCAGCGCAGCGGCCCCCCAUGAUCAUUGAGUGUGUGAAGAACUGAACCGGACAAUCAUCGAAAGACCAAAAAAAAAAAA
Gadus morhua (Atlantic cod) is the source of this 2431-nucleotide messenger RNA. RefSeq names its product protein kinase, cAMP-dependent, regulatory, type II, alpha, B (gene prkar2ab). The record is from RefSeq and is a predicted model, not a curated record. Gene Ontology annotation, molecular function: cAMP binding; cAMP-dependent protein kinase inhibitor activity; protein kinase A catalytic subunit binding. The transcript is spliced from 10 exons. The coding region runs from base 312 to 1514 and encodes 400 amino acids. Lineage: Eukaryota; Metazoa; Chordata; Actinopteri; Gadiformes; Gadidae. Gene Ontology annotation, cellular component: cytosol; cAMP-dependent protein kinase complex. Gene Ontology annotation, biological process: negative regulation of cAMP-dependent protein kinase activity.